Panicum virgatum (switchgrass) is the source of this 917-nucleotide messenger RNA. RefSeq names its product zeamatin-like. The coding region runs from base 1 to 567 and encodes 188 amino acids. Lineage: Eukaryota; Viridiplantae; Streptophyta; Magnoliopsida; Poales; Poaceae. Gene Ontology annotation, cellular component: extracellular region. The record is from RefSeq and is a predicted model, not a curated record. Gene Ontology annotation, biological process: defense response. The transcript is spliced from 2 exons.
AUGGCCGUGGGACUGGGGGAGCAGGGGCUCGAGGCUGUAGGCGCGGACCGGAGCUUCGGGGCAAUGCAGGUGAGGAAGGGGAGGGCAGGGACUCGGGGUGGUCGCUCGGCGCUGGCGGGGGUUGGGCGGGCGGCCGUCCGCUGCCGGCUAGGGGAGGGUGAUCGUGCCCAGGCGGGCGGACAAAAACUUCUCCCUGGUAUGAACACGCUGGCCGAGUUCGGGCUGAACCAGUUCCAAGGGCUGGACUUCAUCGACAUCUCCCUGGUGGACGGCUUCAACGUGCCCAUGGACUUCCUGCCCGCCGGCGGCGGCUCCGGGUGCCCCAAGGGCAGGCCGCGGUGCCCCGCCGCACUGCAGGCCCCCGGCGGCUGCGACAACCCGUGCACCGUGUUCAAGACCGACGAGUACUGCUGCACCGGCUCGGCGGCCAACAGCUGCGGGCCGACGGACUACUCCAGGUUCUUCAAGGGGCUGUGCCCGGACGCCUACAGCUACCCCAAGGACGACGACACCAGCACCUACACUUGCCCCGGCGGCACCAAUUACAACGUCGUCUUCUGCCCAUGAUUCCAUGCAUGAGCUCGGUCCAGCUGAACGUACGUAGUUGACCCACGAGACGUGAAAAAAAUAUAAACUAGCACAAAUGAAUAAGUUUAUAUAUGAAUAACUUGGAGUUGCAAGAACAAUUGAUACACCAUGCAUGCUCCACGUAGCAUGACAUAUGGGAUGUACACGCGAGUACGUCGGGCAUUUCUAUAUGUAUCCUUUCCAUUGUUCUUGGAUUGAAGGUUGACAACUGAAUUUUGUGCAACUAGGCGUAUGGCCCGCGCAUUUGUGCGGCUAGUAUUAAAAAUUCAAAAAUUUGCAUAUCGUUAUAUCCUUACUAUUUUUUAAAGAUUAUACUAUUUGUUACCAUA